Aspergillus fumigatus Af293 is the source of this 1524-nucleotide messenger RNA. RefSeq lists its product as uncharacterized. NCBI's taxonomy places the organism in Eukaryota, Fungi, Ascomycota, Eurotiomycetes, Eurotiales, Aspergillaceae. The transcript has a single exon. The record is from RefSeq and is a predicted model, not a curated record. Bases 1 to 1524 code for a protein of 507 amino acids.
AUGAGCGGGUCGAAUAUUGACGUGCCGUUACCUGAGCAUUCUACGGCGCAUUCGACCUGUCUAAAUGACAGCUUUUCUGCUGCUGACGAGGACAAUCACCCUGUCUCUGAAAGCGACAAAGCUCACGAGGUCGCUAAGCAAACAUCACAUUCCCCUCUGGGUCUAACAUUGCAGUCCCCAGUAGCUCGAGGAGAGCCGGUUGGAUCAGGAAGCAAUCUCGAUUUUUCUCAUGUAUCCAGGGGUCAAUUGCCUGAAGUGGGGACUCUCCCCGGAGGAAGCACUGCAGGCUCGCUGCCCUCAUUGAGCUCGCAAAGGAGUAACUUGACUCGAGGCCUUUCCUCGCGUAAUCCUUCCAGUGGGCAAGAACAUGAUGUUGCAUCAAGUUCAGGGACUGAGCGCUCCCCCCAGUUAGCCCGCAGUCACAAAAGAACAGCUACUGGCGAGAUUAAGCCCUCGAACACAUCAGUAGCACCUCCUAGCCCCGGAACGAUUAGCGCGGAGGGGCAUCCAGCUGAGAGUAUCGGCUGGCGCUCGCGUGGAAGUAGGAUCGCUGCGGUAAAUUGGCCUUGUAAUUCUAUAUUCUGCAUUAUCCUGCUGGUGCUGAUAUCAAAGACUCAGUUGUCCGUUCACCUUCGUACUCGUUUGUCGUACGCUGCAGCCAAGAUAGAGAAAAGCAGGCAAUCUCUCAACACGCAGGAGAAACUGCCAUUGGAUUUGCUAAAAGAAAGCUCCUCCACUCCCCCGGUCAUUGUCAAAGGUGCACCAAACACUGAUGGUUCGCGCCGGCGAGACAAGGACUCUCCAAACGGUUCGCCAGUCUCCGCGCCAGAUAUACCUAUCCAGUCCAAUUUCUUCUCUCCACACACACGGGUCUCACCUGCUGCGCGGUCAGACGAUCUAUCAUCUGUUUCCCAAUCAAAAUACUCUCCCGGAUCACCAUUCUCAUCUAAAAGAAUGUCGGCAACACCGACACUCGCACCUCCCGCAGACAUUGUUCCAAGUGGUAGUAGCAGCUCCCGCCGCAGGCGGCCGAAUCCAAAUCAAGCACUUGAAGCUUCACGCUACAUCGCAUCGUUUGAUGACAGGCAGCAUCGUUUCCAGCAUGAAUCUACUAAUGGUUCACAGAAGAUUCUCGUGCCGGGAACACCUCCCCUCCAAUCGUUAUCUCAGCAGACGUCGACGCCAUAUAACGGCCUGUCGAGGCAGUCAACGCAUUCGCAAAAUGCAUCAAUGGAACAAGACGCCAUUGAAACCUUAUUAUUCAUGUCCAGUCCUGGUAAUUCAGCUUACCACCCGAGUUCCCAGAGACAGCAAAGUACUUCGCACAUCAGCCAAACGUCACUAAGCACGGAAUCGAGCACCCGCGGGAGUCAGCUGCAAGACUCUCAGGCAGCUGGGGAAGAUCAUCGUCGGGCAGGUCAAGCUCGCUACUUGGAAGCGCAAGCGGGGGACGAGAUUGAUCGCAUGCUUGACCAGAUGGAAGAUAGCGACAGCGAUAACGAAAGUAAACCUAUAUACCGUUGA